Molecule: messenger RNA, 1269 nt
Organism: Halichondria panicea
Lineage: Eukaryota; Metazoa; Porifera; Demospongiae; Suberitida; Halichondriidae
Product: tRNA-splicing endonuclease subunit Sen15-like
Exons: 5
Coding region: 34-576 (180 amino acids)
Biological process (GO): tRNA splicing, via endonucleolytic cleavage and ligation
Molecular function (GO): nucleic acid binding
Source: RefSeq, a predicted model, not a curated record
AUAGGUCAAUUAACCUGACAACCACAUGGCACCAUGUGUACACAUCAAGACCAAGGCUGGAUAAGUUCUCAUCCUAAGGUGUGUGAGAUCAAGGCCCAAGGAAUUGACAACUCCACUCAAACACACUGUGCAAUCCUUACCUACUUUGACCUUACAGAGGGUACAUCCUUACCGUUUAUGAAUCCCUUGUACCGUAAUCGUCUGAAAAUUUCUACUAAGUGUCUAUGCGAUAUGCAUGUAUACGAGUUGUGGCAUGCAGUACAUAUCCAUGGAAAUAGAGACUUACAAAUGGUGACCUUUAGUGGACAAAAAGCGGAGAAUGACUCCCUCUCCGAUAUACUGCCCCUGCCAGCGAGCACAGAAUUGUCCAUGGAGAGGAUAAAGCACUACUUUGCUGCUCUUCAUCCUCGAGCCUCUCACAUGGAACUGGAACCAAGUAGAAUGGAAGAGGGACCAUUCUGUGAGCUCAUUCCCAAACUAACCCUAGCUUUAGUAGACUCUGACUCAACUGUAGUGUAUUACAAUGUGUUCGAUGGAAUGCAGCCACCAAAAGAUGCAUCUGAAUCAAAAACAUGAUCAUUCAUGAAAUCACAGGACGAGAAAGCCACUUAUAGAAGACUAGUAUAAUUAUAAUUUAUACUCUUGAUGUUAGUCUUCUGUUCCAAAUGUCAAUAAUGCUAGGUAGCGCUGUCAAGACUAUUAAUUAUCUGUGAGUAAUUAUUCAUUAAAUGUGAUACCUUAAGGUCACUAUUAUAAACGGGUAUUAAAUUUAGCGUUUUUAGCGAGAACGACCCAAACCGCUAAUAUAAGUACUCGCAUACUUUUAUUUAACCAAAGAAAUUUUUAAAAUUCGUUUAAAUGGAAGUAGUCUAUUAGCUAUCAUUAUAGGUCUAGUACAACAAAUAUAAUACAUGUAUAUGUACGUACAGUAUAGUACUAGUUUAGUAGUGUAUUCUUGAAGAUGUUGAAGUUGACUUUCGUCUUUCAGUGAUUAAACCACUCCAUGCCCAAUGGUUAGUUAACUUGUAUAACUUCUUUUCAACUGAGAAAGGAAGAAAAGUCAUAUAUAAUGGAUGGAUGAAGGCUGGCAUAGUCAUAUAUAAUGGAUGGAUGAAGGCUGGCAUAUCAUAUCAGGACUAUUGGAUGGAACAACUGUUUUACCACCAGAGGACCCUUUUGAAUGCAUUGUUUGUGACACUAGCUAAUUCAUUCAAUUCAAUUGUGUGUGAUAAUUAUUCCUAUCGCUAAUUAAAAAAUUUGGAAACUGAA